UAAGGCCAGGCAUGAAUUAUACGAACGGAUGGAGAUAUCACCCAUCCGUUCUAUAAAAGUCCCGAAAGGCCCUCUCUCUCCCUUCAACUCCAGGGGCCGGUCCGCUCCCUCCCCUAGCUCCCACCGCCAGCACCACCUCAAUGGCCUCCUCCCUGGUCCCCCUCCCAUCCAUGUUCAUCGGCCUCACCGCAAUAUUCCUCCUCAUCACCGCCCCCCACGUCCUAGCCCAGGCCAAGGCCCCGGUCGCCCCCGGGCCGACCGCCGGCCCUCUCAGCCUCACCGCCAUCCUCGAGAAGAGCGGGCAGUACACCACCCUCCUGCGCCUCCUCAAGGUUACCCAAGUAGGGGAGCAGGUACAAAGCCAGCUCAACAACUCCUACGACGGCCUCACCAUCUUCGCCCCCACCGACAACGCCUUCAGCAGCCUCAAGUCCGGCGCCCUCAACAGCCUCAACCCCCAAGAACAGGUCUCUUUAGUCUUGUACCAUGUCCUGCCGAGGUACUACAGCCUGACGACCUUCCAAACCGCGAGCAACCCGGUGCGCACCCAGGCCUCCGGCAGCAAUGGAGCAGUCUACACGGUCAAUGUGACGACCAGCAGCAACCAGGCGAACGUGUCGACCGGCGUAGACGAGACGCCGAUCAGCAACGCCCUCUACUCCGAAUUCCCUCUGGCGGUCUACUCGAUCGACAAGGUCCUGCUGCCUUAUGAUCUCUUUGGGCCUAAGCCUCCAGCGCCGGCGCCGGCUCCAGUCCCGAAGAAGCACAAGAAGGCUCCAGCUGCGGCCUCGGGGCCUACGUCGGAGGCAGAGACCACCCCGUCAGCGGCUAGUUUGAAGGGGAGUGUGGGCUGGGGUUUUGUUAUGGGGGUUGGGUUGAUGAGCAUUGCGAGUCUUCUCUAGAAUGCACUGCAUGACAAUGUUAUAGCUAGGUCCUUCAUCUGCUUGUCUGGUGUUUGCCAUUGGGCUUGCCUGCAUUCAUCUUUUUCUUUGUUGUUUUUUUUUUUUUUUUUGCUGUUAUUGUUCUCUCUUUCAUGUUCUUUUAAUCUUUUUUCCAUUCUCUUUGUUUCUUAAGCAAUUGAUUGAUAUUUAAUACUUUCUCCUUUGCUGGAUUCCUUCAGUGAAA
Phoenix dactylifera (date palm) is the source of this 1125-nucleotide messenger RNA. RefSeq names its product fasciclin-like arabinogalactan protein 6. Gene Ontology annotation, biological process: plant-type secondary cell wall biogenesis. The record is from RefSeq and is a predicted model, not a curated record. Gene Ontology annotation, cellular component: plasma membrane. Lineage: Eukaryota; Viridiplantae; Streptophyta; Magnoliopsida; Arecales; Arecaceae.